UGGAAUCCAUUAAAGUCAAGCUCUCUCUCCUUUCUCUCUCUCUCUCUCUCUCUCUCUCUCUAAACAUGGAAGCAAGUGAGAGCGAGAAACAGAACAUGAAUUGCAAUGUGACAGUUUCUGAGUCUGAUGGGAAGAGCUUGCUGGAGAACUCGGAGAUUGACAGCUUCUAUCAGAGACUCAAUAAGCUGCAUACUUCAUCUGGGCUCAACCUUGUUUUUGAUCUCAGACAAUCAAUGCUGGACUUGCAUUUGUGUUACAAAGAAGUUACUGCAAGAGGAGGGUUUCUUCAGGUUACCGCUGAUGAGAGAUGGGGCGAAGUUGCACUCGCCUUAAAAUUGGAUUGUGACAGUCUGCAGGAUUCUCAACCUCUCUUAAACCUUUACGCACUCGUUCUCUACCAGUAUGAAAAACUUUACUACUACAGGGAACCUCAAGCGAAAGCUGCUUUUACUCUAGGUCAUGCUUUUUAUAAUAUUGGGGAUGUCUCAGCAAUGGAAGGGCAGUGUAGGGAUUAUUCAUCUCAGAUGUUACCAAAUCUUGAAAAUUCUCAUGUGGAGAAGACGACGCGCAAAGAGAAUUGUCAGCCAAUAGGUUCUACAUCUGCAGAACAGAAGCAGUUCCCCCAGCUGCACUCCCAGAAAAAAGAGAUGAAAAAACGUGGCGGUUUUCCACGAGGGACACAAAGUGCUUAUACUAUCUUCCUCAGGAAAGAAUGUGAGCGGUUGAAAAGUUCUGCUCCGGAGCAACUUAAGGGUCGAAGGGUCUUAGACUUGGCCGUCGGUGCAUGGAGGUGCCUCUCUGAGAGUGAGAAACAGGUAGAGUUACUCAACUUUUACAUAGUCUACGUUAAUGUUCAGCCACUUGGUUGCAUUCGUUUUUACGUGCUUCGUGGUAUGCUAUUUUAUUCCCUUGAAGCUUUCAAACUGUGCAAUCAGUAUCUUUUAUGAUCUACUUAU
This is a messenger RNA of Pyrus x bretschneideri (Chinese white pear), 956 nucleotides long. Its product is annotated as high mobility group B protein 10-like. NCBI's taxonomy places the organism in Eukaryota, Viridiplantae, Streptophyta, Magnoliopsida, Rosales, Rosaceae. Gene Ontology annotation, molecular function: DNA binding. Bases 66 to 947 code for a protein of 293 amino acids. The transcript has 5 exons. The record is from RefSeq and is a predicted model, not a curated record.